AUGAAGAUGGGCUUAUUAAUAGUAAUGACUUUAUUCAUUUGUAUAAAUGGAAUUUAGUAGAGUAAUGGAAUACUUGAUCUCUAAAAUUUAAAAGCGCAUUAACUAUUUACAAAAGUAAACAAACAUGUUACAUAAUAAGAAUGUGUAAUUUGAUUAAGAAUUUGAUGAAAUUCCAUAAGUGGUCGUAUCUAUAAAAUAAAUAAUUGGAGAUCAGUUUGAACUUUACACCAGAGCCAUUAAUAUAAAUUUGAGAGGUAAAAAUACAAUGUUUUACUUAGGUAAGGAUUUGAUUUAUAGAUAAUCAGCUCUUCCAAUAUUGCUAAUAUAAAAAUCAAUUAUCUUGCAAUUAACGAUAACUCUUUGAAUAUUAUUUGUGAGAAUUACCAAACAAAAAAAGAUGAAAUUAAAGUUCCUUUUAAUAUAGAACAUUCAUAAGUAGCAGCAUUUAUUACAGGAUUGAAAUUGUAACAAAAUGAAAAAGUUUACUUCAAAUUAAAUUCUAUAAGUGAUUCAUAGGCAGUUUUUCAGACGAAAUAAAAGGCUAUGGGUCUUUGCUUAGUUUUUGGUGAUGAAGAUAAAAUUGCACAUUAAUAAUCGAUUAUAACAUCUACUUUGCAAGAUAAUAAACUAGAGUUUAAUGUUGAGAAUAUAGAAGAUUCAAUAACAUUGUAAUAUUGAUUCAUUAUUAUUAUUAGACCUUUGGAAAAUUAAGUUCUAUCUUUUGAUGAUAUUAUAAGCAAGCUAUCCAUAGAAUCAAAGGGAGAAUAAUCAACCUAAGUGUAAGACGAAGAAGAAAAAUAUCUUGAUAUUGAUAGUAUCUAAAUAGAAACUUUGGGGAUAAACACUAUUUAAUAGAAUAUUGAAGACGAAGUAAUAUAAUCUGUUGAUAUCUAAUUUUUGUAACCUGAAAACAAGAGUGUGUAGGAUGAAUUGUUAAAAAUUGAAGAAAACCAUAUCGAAAGAGUUUAAGAAAUAAUAGGUUAAGCUGUGGAUUAAGAAAUACAAUUAGAAGAACAGGAAGAAAAAAAGUUUUUAACAUAAGUGAAUUAAGUAAAUGUGAUAGAUAUGUAAAAUAUUCAAGACACAAUUUAAUAAGAAAUUAUUAUAUAAGAAGCAUAUGAAUUAGUUCCAUAGUCUGUAGAUGACCUUGAUAUGGAUGCAUUAUAUAAAGAAUUCACAUUGAGUCAAUAACUUAAUGAUGAUUUGUUUGGAUAGAAUAAAAAUAUAAUUAGUCAAUAGUAAUAAUAAUAAUCAUAAGUUUAAUAGUAAUUAUAAUAAUAAGAGCAAUAACAAUUAGAUUAGUAAUAAUAACAAUAGGAUGAUUAAGAAUAUUAAUCAGAUUAGCAAUACUAAUAGUAAAAUUUAUAAUAGUAAUUAUAAGGAGAUUAGUAAUAAUAACAAUAAGAUUAAUAACUAUAAUAGUCUUAAUAAUAAUAGUAGGAGACUCUUGAAGUGAUAGAAUCUGUUGAUGUUGUUUAAGAUUAACUAGUAAAUGAAGUAUAAUCUGAAAUUAUUGCUGAUAAAACUGAAACAGAAGUAGAAGAAUAAAAACCAGUUAAAAGGCAAUUAUAAAUAGAUGUCCCAUUGUUUGAUGAGGAUUUGCAAUUUGAUGACGUUGACGUAGAAUUAGAUUAUAAAAAAGAAGAAAAGGAGGAACAAGAAGUAUCUCCUGCUUAAUAUAUAAUUGAUGUUUAUAAAUCCUUUGCAAAUGAAGAAGCAGAUCAAUAGAAUUAAAAAGAAAAUGAAGAUCAUCCAUUUGUUGAGGUGAGUACAGAAACUUAAACAGAAGAAAUGUAGGAUGAAGUAGUGAAUGAAUUAGAUGGACUGAGAGAUGGCCUUGAAGGAGUUGACUUCUCCUUAUUUUUUGAUGAAUUUUCUUAACCUGACGAAAUGAAUAUUAGCAGAAAAUCAGUAUAAAACUAGGAAGAAUAAUAAAUUAAAAUAAAUUAGUAACAAUAUGAAGAAUCUAAAUAAUUCAAAUAAUCAAAAGAGAAAAUAGAGGAUGUGAUGAAAGAUCUUUAAAUAACAACAGAUGUUACAACAUCAGAGGAUGAAAGGAAAUUAAUUACUUAACUGAAACAGAAAUCAGCUGAAUUGAAAAAGAAAUUAUAAGAAUAAUAUGAUGCUGUUCCUAAAUUGGAAUAAGCUAAGAAAUAAACUGAAGUUUCCAUGCACCCGAUCACUGAUUAAUGUAAAAAUUUUAUUUUAUUUAUAGAUCCAAAAAUAGAAUCUGAUUCCAAGAUAAAUUAUGAAGUAGAGAGCAAGUAUGUUGAAUGGUCAAUGAAUUAAGAGUAGAAAAUAAAGAAAAUAGGAUUAGAUCUGACCGAAGAUGAUCUGAGGAAUCCAAGAUUCUCGUUGCUAUAAAUGGAUCAAAGAUCAGAAUUAGAUAUUCAGAGAUAAAUUAAUGAAUUCUUGGGAUUUGAUGACUUAUCAUUUAUCAUGAUUAAGUAAAAUCUUAGGGGAAGAUGA
Messenger RNA from Paramecium octaurelia, 2469 nucleotides. Lineage: Eukaryota; Ciliophora; Oligohymenophorea; Peniculida; Parameciidae. The record is from the annotation of a GenBank genome assembly.